Messenger RNA from Caenorhabditis bovis, 1017 nucleotides. The record is from the annotation of a GenBank genome assembly. Lineage: Eukaryota; Metazoa; Nematoda; Chromadorea; Rhabditida; Rhabditidae.
AUGGUUUCGAAACGCGCGAAAUUCGAUGAUAAAAAGUUCGUGAAAUGGCCGGAUUUGCCGGCGUUCCUUCAAGAAAUCGUCAUCUCGAAUCUCGAUUUUCGGACAAGAAUAUCGCUUUCCGAAUGCUCAAAGAGUAUGAGACUCAUCGAAGCCGAUGCGCCUUUAAAUCUCAACCUCAUCGAGAUCACCGACAACGAGUUUUAUUGCGGAUUUCGCGAGAACAACGUCGGCAAUGAGGCGGUUCGCGUCAAAAUUCGCUCGACCAACAAUGGCGAAACGCAUUCGGCGAUUUUCAUGAAUAUGGGCGACGACGCCGAAAUCGUGUUCCCGAAAUAUCCGCGGCGCGAGUCGAUCAUUCUCCGCCACACCAAUUAUUACGAGGCCGGCGUGCGAUUGUUCGAGGAUUUGCUGAAACGCUCGAAAUACCGCGUCGAAAAUUGCUUCAUCGAAAUGGCUAAUUGGGAUAUUGGCAAUUCGACGGUUCAACAACAACUCCGAGGCCUCAAAAUCAUGCGAAUCGCGUUUUGCAGCGCUCAAAAUUUACGCGACACUCUUCGAAUUGUUCCCAACAAUCUUGACCGCCUCGAUUUAUUGGAUCGCAAUUAUGGCUCAUUGUCGACGAUGCUCUCGCCGCAAAUUCUCGGCCUCGCCCAAAUCGGCACCGCAAAAACGCUGAAUUGUCACGCGUUUUGCGAGCUCACCGACGAAUCGUUGGCGAGUUUAAAGGCGCAUGAGGCGACGUUCAGCGCGUUGUCGAUCACCAACGAAAUGCUCAACAAUUUUAUCAAGAGAUGGAUCGACGGCGACGUUGCGCCAACGGUGAAGCGCGUUCAAAUCACCGCGCGCAACGCGUUCAGCGUCGACGCGAUUCUCAAUGGCGUCGAGCAUCUCAUCGAGGUCGAUCGACAAACAAGCGGCGAUCUCAACGAGCUGCGCCUCAUGUCGAAAUCGCGAUCGGCGUCGAUAAGCAUCAACGACUCGACAUUCGUGUUUCACCAUCAUCAUUCCAUCGUUUGA